AUGUCGCAACUUCGACGCGAACUCCAGGAGCUAGAGCAGGAAGCGGAGAAGGACAUGAAGCUGGAAAGCCAGGACCCCGAACUAGAAGCACGGAUGCUCAGCGAAGAGAUCAUUGACGAAUUCUUUCAAGCUCUGCAAGCCCCUGAAGAACCGAAGGUAGACGACUUGCGUACCCACUCCAAUCUGCAGCUGUCAAGAGCUCGUGCGGCGGUCGGUCAUGCACCGGCACUGUUCUCCCCGGUAUUCCGCAAAGAUGUUUCCAACAAAAAUCACUCGGCUCUUCAGGCACAGCGCUUGGAAACCCUCUUGGCUCGACUCAAUGAUGCUGAGCCUAGGCAUCAGCAGUUCGAACUGGGUCUGCCAAGACCGCUCCCGCUGCAGAGUCUUCGGAGUGAUAAUGAGCAGCCUGGCCAGCAGCCGAAAGCAGAUAAUUUGGAAGAAACGCCACAGAUGCAGUCUUCCGAACACAUCUUGGCCAACGCAAAUGUUGAAGCGCUUAGCGAAGCUAUUUCAGAGGACUCGCUUCUCAAAGGAGACAUCACAGUGCCAGAGCUGGCAUCGAUGGCGACUGCAGCUGUCUUGCAGGGUCGUUUUGAAGUCUUUACCAAAGCUCUCAACUAUGCGGACCGGUUCGACAGCAUCAAGUCUUCUGGAACAGCUCAAAUCCAAGUAGUUGAAACCGCUGUCAAAAGCCUUUCCCAUUAUGGUCAUGCAGAUGCACUCAUGCGGGUUCUGGAAGAAGUCAAUCAUCGUGACCUGAGCAUGACAAGUGAGAUGAGACACUCAUUUGUGUCGCUGUUCAUCCGUCAAGGAGAUCUUCCAAAAGCAGCAUCCACCCUGCGUGCAUUUGAGCCAGACGUACCAGCUCCGAUCAAGACGUAUUCUGCAUUAAUUCGUCGCUUGCUGCGAGCCCAAGAGCCAUGGAGCCACGAAGAAGCCUGGUCCCUGUUCUACCACAUGCGGCUUGUGGCACAUCCUGUUCCCGACUCACAGCUCUACACGGUCAUGAUCAAUGCAUGUUCUGCUGGACGCCUUCCAAAAAAUGCGGCGACUCGUCGAGGUCAAAGUGAAGGCGAACGGGCCUUGGAUUUGUUUCGCGAAUUGACUGUCGCGUACCAGAUUCGCCCAAGCGUCGAGGCCUUCAAUGCAACAAUUUUGGCGUGUGCGAAAAGUCCAUACCUUUACAAUGAGGCUAUUCAACUAUUCAGACAAAUGCUAAAACUCCAAGGCUCGGGAUCAGACCACUACAUUCCAGAUCAGGAUGCCUUCAACGCUCUGCUGGCCGGAUGUGCACGAAAGGGGGACCUGGGUCGAGCGAAAUGGAUUCUGAGCGAAAUGCUUCGCUUGGCUCGAGCAUUUGCAGAAGAUGUUCAGAAGCAAGAUGCGAACUACCAUCUGGUGCAGGUUCUGGCGCGCCUGCCAGACGAGCGGACUCUCGCGCUGCUCUUCUCGACAUACGCGGCUUAUAAGCCUCCGCUGACGCAAGCAAAGAUCCGUCAAUCAGAUCACCCUAUGUCUAAGCCACACAACGUGGAGAUUGAGCAUUCUGCGACUUCAGGCUCUUUGAGCCAAGUGGUGCUUUCACGGGUACAUGCAGAGACAUCUAGGGAGGACCUGUCGGCCUUCGAUGCUUCAACGCAAGCACCAAGCUCAACGUCCGCACUACCUCAGACAUCUCGUGAUGUUGUCUCUGAAGUUAGCAGGCUUUUCGAGUCUGUCUUGAAAGCAAUUGAAAGACUACGAUCAGAGCAGACGACUACCUUUGAUGUGUGGAUGAAAGUUCGGCCAUCUGUCGCGCUCGUCAACGCAUACUUGAAAGUUCUAGCCCGACAUCUACCUCGCUCACAACGACUGGUCACAGUCAAUGCCGCGAUCACUGGUACCGGUGAUGAUAAUGAAAGUUUCUUCAUCCGAUUGGGCUUGUCACCGAAUUCCUCGACACUGGAGCUGGUUCUGAAGCUCUGCUGCGCCGAGCCUGAUCGCACGCUUGCGGACAAGGUGGCCAACGAUCUGUGGGCAAAGCAUUCCAACUGGAUCAUGAGCAAUGCUGAAGGAUGGAAAGCGUGGUGCACUUACAUCAAUGGUCUAGCAAAGUCGCAUCACUUGCAGGCGGCCGUCAGCGAGCUCAAGAGGCUCAUUUCAGCACACCCCCCUAUCAACAAGCUCUACUUGCAGACUCGUCGCCCCAGCAACGCUCAAUGCCAAGCCCUCUUGUAUGACAUCGAGACUUCAGCAUAUCCCGCACUGACAUUCCAUCACGUGGACGUGCUACAUCAUCGGCUUGUGGAUGCCAAUGACCAGAAGGGACUGGCUGUCGUAGCCUGGGCACUGCAUGCAUACGGCAACCAAGCUAAAUUCUUGGAGUCAGUUAUGCUACAAGACUGUGAUCACGCACGUAGCCUGAAGUCAGGCUGUCUGCCUGGAUCUCUGGCAAGUGCAAGCGUGCAAGACACAGCAUGUAUCACAUAG
Molecule: messenger RNA, 2469 nt
Organism: Tilletiaria anomala UBC 951
Lineage: Eukaryota; Fungi; Basidiomycota; Exobasidiomycetes; Georgefischeriales; Tilletiariaceae
Exons: 2
Coding region: 1-2469 (822 amino acids)
Molecular function (GO): protein binding
Source: RefSeq, a predicted model, not a curated record